Messenger RNA from Procambarus clarkii (red swamp crayfish), 3105 nucleotides. Lineage: Eukaryota; Metazoa; Arthropoda; Malacostraca; Decapoda; Cambaridae. The record is from RefSeq and is a predicted model, not a curated record.
UGUGGCGCUGAAGUGAAUAAGACAGACAUAAAACACCUGUUUUUUUCACAGGUGUAUUGGUGUGAGUGUGGUGUGGUGGGCUGCUGUAGUGUCGAAAGUUUGCACAGCUGGGACGACGCUUCACCUGGACCCAUUGGCUGCGGAAGAAGGCGUAGUUAAGGUGGUGGUGAAGUCGGCUUCCGGCGGCAGUGGUGAUAGCCUCGUCCUGCAGAUCCGCCUCCAAGACAUGCUCAAGCUCGGCCUCACUCAGCAAGACGUGGCUGGCGGGGAGGUGGUCGGGGGCAAACAUGGACAACCUCUACAACUGAAGGUUGGGGAGCGCCUCUUCCCUCUGCCGGAGCCCGAGCAGGCGCCCUCUAGCGUCGUUGUCUUCCAUUCAGACGAGAGCGAGGAGCCUUAUCUCCUUGACCUGAAGGCUGUCGGCAACCUCACUCUCCAGUCAUUCCGGGAGGACCCGACGCUGGUGGGUGUCCCGCCUCCUAGCCUAGCCUGGUCCACGUCGCCGCCGUGCCAUCUCCGUGACCUCCUUGUCAACGUCACACCUCGUCACGUCGUCGUCGCCAUCAACAAUAACACUGUGUCGUCGGUGCAGGCGACGAAGAGGAACCUGGUGUUGGUACACGAGAAGAACGCGACGCAGGGGCCGGAGAAGGACCUGUGGCAGGGAGGGCUUCUCCUGCUGGUGGUCAACCCUCGCACCUGCCAAGUCACCCUCAGCCAGGUCUUCUACACCAGCGACUUUGGCGCCCAGCGAGAGUUGUCGUGGACGCUGAAGGCCGUCCAACGGGGAAGACUCGUCGUCAUCGCCUCCUUGCACGACGGCUCGCUGCUGCUGGGGCCGGCCAGACAAGACCUCCACAACCUGGGGUCCGCCUGGGCGUCCCACUACCUCUACAGGGACUCGUGGGCGUGGGUUUUCAUCAUGGGCGGCAUGAACCUGGCGGAAACCAUCAGUCCUAACAUAGGGAACUCGAGCGUGGCCGCUUCUCCUCUGCUGCUGCGGGUAGAGUUCCCUCCGUCACCACUUGAAGGACAGAGACUUGCAAAGAGAGGGAGAAAAAAGCCGGAAACCAGCAGGAAGGAAACCAGAAGAAAGGUUCGAGAAGACGGACAGAAAACGGGAGCUAGGGAGAGAGGAACAAAGGGACCAGAAGAACCAGAGGUACUCGUUAACGAAGCACCCGACAAAGGAAGGCUGGUGAUGAGGGAGGACCUGACUGAGAACGGCAGGCCAGAGGAGAGGCUGAAGACAGAGAACAUCACGGAGGAGGAGCAGGAGGAGGAGGGUGACGUCGACGAGGAACCGGAGGAAGAAUUAACGGGGUGGAGAGGGUGUGCGGGCGGCGGGCGGCGCACCACCCGGCGAAAGGCGGCCUGGAGAGCGUUCUGUGACACUCAUGACGGCUAUGGUAACCUGUGUGGCUGUGAGGAUCCCCUCGCACUCAUCAGACACCCUCACCACGCCCGCACGGUCCACUGGAGAGAGGAUAUCCCCAUUAUUAUUAUUGCUGGAAACAGGACCCGUUAUCUCUACAGGUUGCUGGAGAGUGUCGGACAGCAGGCGGACCUCCGGAGCCGGCUGGUGUUGGUGGUGACGGAUGGUGUGGUGGAGGGCGUCCUGCGUCUGGCGCGCGUUCUCGCUCUCAACGUCCUCAUCCACAGGCCGGAAGGAACAGGAGCAACUCGCGUGUCCCGCAAUCUGCGCUUCGCCUUCUUCAACGCCCUCAGGCUCUUCCCUCGAGCCGACAAGUUCAUCGUUGUUGAGGACGACCUUGUCCUCUCGCCAGAUUUCUACUCGUACAUGCAGCAGACGGGCUGGGUGCUGGACAACGACCCAACUGUCUACUGCGUGUCGGCCUUCAACCACCUCUCCUACGCCCACACCGCCCACGACCCCGCCCGCCUCUACCGCGUCCAGAGCUUCCCGUCCUACGGCUGGAUGGUGAACCGGGACACUCUCGCCUACAUCCUGCCCAAGUGGCUGCCCAGCAAUGUUACCCACGACUGGGACUACUUUCUGGAGUCGAGCAUCAUGAGGCGCGGCCGGGAGUGCCUUGUGCCCGACGUUAACCGAGCCUACCACGGCGGGGGCAGCGGUCUCCACCUCACCGUGUCCUGGUCCACUGAGCGGGACUACCUCGCCCGACCCUUCAACCACCAGCCGAACAUCACCGUUAUGAACCUCACCGGACUGUUGCAGGAGCAAUACGAGGCGGAGAUGGUGACGCUGGCGAAGACUGCAGUUCCUCUUGAUGUUAAUGACCUUCUGGAGAACACCACGCUACUGACUCCAGGAGGCGUCUAUGUGGUGUACGUCGCUAUGGAUGACGCCAGCGACGUCCUGGCCUUCAGGGACGUGGGAGAUAAGCUGGGAGUGUGGAGCCGAGAUGUGAGGGAGUCCCACCACCACACUUGGCGCCUCUACUACCACAACGCCACUCUUCUUGUUGUUGGUACUCCUGCGUCCCGGUACUCACGCUACCGCCGGCGAGGUACUCCGGUGAUGGGCGCCCCUGUGGGUGUCGAGGACGACUUGAGACUCCAGGAGACGUUGGCAUGGGUAGGGACCCCUGUCUUCACCCACGCCGACCUCCCCUACCUGCCCCUAGGGGGGAUCAGGGUCCCCCUUACCCACGUCAGCUUCACCAACAGGUCCCUUGGGGGGUUUAGGGUGCACGUGGCUGCUCCCCCUCUGCCCUCAACACCAUCCUUAUCUGCCUCAUUGUCACCACAAUCACUACAAUCUCCUUCUUUGUCACCAUCGCCGCCAUCUCUCUCACUAUCAUCUUCCUUAUCCUUACCACCAUCUUCCUCUUCAUUACCACCAUUUUCGUCAUCGUCACUAUCAUCUCCCUCACCAUCACCACAAUUUAUCUCAUCAUCAUCAACAUCUCUCUCACCAUCACCAUCAUUUACGCCAUCACUGUUUACUUCACCAUCAGCUUCAUCACCUAUCAUUACUAAAUCUAAAGAUAAAAGGCUAUAAAUUUAAGCAUAAGACACAAACAAAUGAAUAUAUUAGAGGUACCACCUCUGGUGCAAUGCCAGAUUCACGAAGCGGUUACGCAAGUACUUACGAACGUGUACAUCUUUUCUCAAUCUUUG